CUGCAACCUGCCUGCAACAAGUUUGUCCGCAACGCCUAACUCACUCCCGUACACACCACCGUGACCCUGUACCCGUAGGACUCUGCAAGAGGUCGUCCAAACUAUGUCUCAUCCUGCUGUCAAAACUUCAAUGUCGCCUCAACUUACAGCCACAAACAUCCUCGACUGGCUGAAGCCCCCGCGAGGCGAAGCCCUAGCUAGACUACGAACCAAUGGUCUUGGCCUUCUCACACUCACCAUCUUCACAAAUCUCCUACCCCUGCCGUCACCAUGGGUGGCUAUUGCGACGGUGCGCAAGAAUACGCCUGUUAGCACGUUCUACUAUGGGCUCUGUGCCCUCGAGGUUCUGGCAUUAGCGGUACUAGGGCUUAACAUCCUUCAAGCAUCCUACGCACUGAAGUAUCCACGAACACAACCGACAGUCCCACCACUACCGCCUUCCCCAAAGGUCAACCAUGCAUCUCCGCGGAAAUGGCACUUGAGGAACAUGUCUCCAAAUCCUAGCCCGCAGCGUCAGAAGUCGUUCACCUACGCGCCCUCUCCAGCAUCGACCCCCUCACGGACGCUGAACUACACCAUACCUCCAUCUGCAACGCCGGGCUUUGAUUCGUCUUUCACAUCGUCCAUCGGUUCUGUCCCUCCAUCCCCGGCUUCGCCACUCGCUGCAUACAGAGGUAGACAUAGCGUUGCAUCCGGUCGUGCGCUUGACGGAUCGCUUCUCAGUCGCUUAGCUCGAGACGAUUCUGAUGAGGACGAGGAGGAUGACUGACCCCGGUUGCUGCGCUCACUGAUGUAUAGCGUAUGACAUGCCCCGAGUGGCAUACCGUGCCGAACGAUUGUGACACGAUCUUGAAGAUGUUGUAACGUCUCAUGUCUGCAUCAUUGUACACUUGCAUAUUCAUAGGGAAUGCAUUCACACAAGGGAGUCUAUGU
Molecule: messenger RNA, 933 nt
Organism: Fomitopsis serialis
Lineage: Eukaryota; Fungi; Basidiomycota; Agaricomycetes; Polyporales; Fomitopsidaceae
Exons: 4
Source: RefSeq, a predicted model, not a curated record